AUGGCUGUCGUCUACGGUUGUUUGACGAGUACAGAUGCGCGAUGGCUCUUGGCCUUCCAACUAAUUUUGUCUGCCUCGAUGAUUCACGUCCAUGCCUCGGUGCCCUCGGGGUUCAUAAACAUUGACUGCGGCCUCGUAGACGGCGACAGUCUGACGGACAGCAUCACAAAUUUAACGUACGUACGUGAUUAUGAUUCCGAUGUGGGCGGCAUACACCAAGGAGUUGUACCAAAGCUAAUGAAUACGUCGAUGGGCGAGCAAGAGAAGACGCUCAGGAGUUUCCCUGAUGGCCAGCGAAACUGCUAUACGUUGCCAUCCACCAGUGGCAAGAAGUAUCUCAUCAGAGCCACCUUCACUUACGGAAACUACGAUGGGCUCAACUCGUCAGAGAAUGGAUCAUUGUUUCAGUUUGGACUGCAUAUCGGCGUCAAUGUCUGGACGACGGUGAACUUAACAAACUGGGGUCCGUCAGACACGAUGUGGAAAGAGGUGCUCACGGUUGCUCCAGACAAGUUCAUAUCCGUUUGCCUGAUAAACCUCGGGUCUGGAACCCCCUUCAUAUCUACAUUGGAGAUGAGGCCGUUGGAUGUUGCCAUGUACCCAUUUCUGAGCUCUUCCGUGUCAGCCAGCUACUUCACUCGAAAAAGAUUUGGGGAAGUUGAUGAUCUUAUCACAAGAUAUCCAAUCGAUAGCUAUGAUCGUUUCUGGGAGUCAGCCCAACUCUAUUCUUACCCUUGGCUCAACCUGAGCACCAACCAAGCAUUGAGCAGUGUCCCAGGAAAUGACAAUUUCCAGGUGCCAAUGGUCAUCCUCCAGAAGGCCACCACCAUAAACAGCAACUUCUCAUGGCUCAACAUAUCUGUGAGGGUCAGUAACAACCUGAAAGUCGAUAGCCUGGAGCUUCUUCCAAUCUUCCACUUCGCCGAGAUAGAAAACAGCAGCACAAACCGGACAUUCGAUAUCUACAGUGACGAUGACCAGCUUAUCCCCGCCUUCUCACCGUCCUACUUGCAGAUGAUCAGCAUCUACAGGAGGGACCAGUACCUGCUUAAGUCACGCACAAUUCUCAGUAUGCGCAAGACGAACAACUCAAAGCUCCCACCGUUCAUCAACGCGUUUGAAGCAUAUGUGCUUGUUCGGAUGGACAAUCUUACCACCAACUCCAGCGAAGUUAGUUCCAUGAAAUCAGUAAAGAUGCAAUACAAUGUGCCACUAAAAAGCUGGAAUGGGGAUCCAUGUUCUCCAAAAGAGUAUACCUGGGAAGGUGUGAGAUGCAACUACUAUGACGGCAAAAAGAAUCCCAGGAUCACCCUAGUGAAUCUAUCAGCAAGCAGAAUAAGUGGUAAUAUAAGUUUAUCAUUCAGAGACAUGUCAUCACUGGAAAUAUUGGAUCUAUCACACAACAAUUUGUCAGGCAUUAUUCCAUACUACGAACUGGACUCACUGAAAUCUCUAAAUCUAUCAUAUAACCAGCUCAGCGGAUCAAUUCCUGACUAUCUUUUCCAAAGAUAUAAAGCUGGUUCGCUUGACCUAAGACUAGAAGGCAAUCCUAUGUGCAUAAAUGUAAGUGAAAGGUAUUGCGUAACACCAGCUGAAAAUAUGAAGAAGAAGAACACAGCAACCUUGCUCACUGCAGUGCUAGUUCCCAUCAUAACUGUCUUAAUUGUGUUAAUUCUCUGGAUGCUUCGCUGUAAAGGAAAAUCAGAAGACCAUGAUGAUUAUGACAUGUAUGAAGAAGAAGCUCCCCUGCAUAUUGACACAAGAAGAUUCACGUAUACAGAAUUGAAGAUUAUAACAAACAACUUCCAGUCAAUCAUAGGAAAAGGAGGAUUUGGUACAGUUUAUCAUGGAAUAUUGGACAAUGGAGACGAAGUGGCAGUCAAGGUGCUUCUGGGGACAUCUAUAGCACUAUCAAAGGACUUUCUCCCUGAGGUCCAAACCUUGUCAAAAGUUCAUCACAAGAAUCUUGUCACCUUGGUAGGAUAUUGCCAAAAUAAGAAAUGUCUUGCCCUCGUGUAUGAUUUCAUGCCUAGAGGAAACGUACAAGAAGUUUUAAGAGGGCAAGAUUACAGUUUGAGCUGGGAAGAGCGACUUCACAUUGCACUUGAUGCAGCACAAGGACUGGAGUAUCUACACGAAUCAUGCACCCCGGCAAUAGUCCACAGAGAUGUGAAAACUGCAAACAUCCUUCUGGAUGAGAAUCUUGUGGCCAUGAUAUCUGACUUUGGUCUUUCACGAUCUUUCACUCCCGCACACACACACAUAUCAACUGUUGCUGCUGGUACUGUUGGUUACCUUGACCCUGAGUACCAUGCUACUUUCCAACUCACCAUGAAAGCAGAUGUCUACAGCUUUGGCAUCGUUCUCCUAGAGAUCAUUACCAGCCAACCUUCAGUGUUACUGGACCCACAACCAGUCCACUUACCAAACUGGGUGCGCCAAAAGAUUGCUACAGGAAGCAUUCAUGAUGCUGUGGACAGUAGGCUGAUGCAUCAGUAUGAUGCCACUUCCCUACAGAGUGUCAUAGACCUUGCCAUGAACUGCGUGCAAAACGCAUCCAUUGAUAGGCCGAGCAUGACUGAUGUUGUUUCCAAGCUCAAAGAAUGCUUACCGGCAGGUACAAGUGAAAAUCGACUGGGAUCUGAAUCCUAUAGACAGAAGGAAACCAUGGACUCUGACAUUGCGAGGCAGUUCCAGCUGCUGGCUUCUGGGGUUCCAAUAGUAAGCAGUGAGGGUGCAUCAAGUGGGACCACAGAAUUGAGUUAUUAUUCAGGAAGGUGAGAGGAAAUGCUUAAAUGUUAUUGCUGCAUCUAAAUGGAGAAGGUUUGGUAAUUUGUGUAAUAGUGAGA
Molecule: messenger RNA, 2849 nt
Organism: Oryza brachyantha (malo sina)
Lineage: Eukaryota; Viridiplantae; Streptophyta; Magnoliopsida; Poales; Poaceae
Product: probable LRR receptor-like serine/threonine-protein kinase At1g51810
Exons: 13
Coding region: 1-2781 (926 amino acids)
Biological process (GO): protein phosphorylation
Molecular function (GO): ATP binding; protein binding; protein kinase activity
Source: RefSeq, a predicted model, not a curated record